AUGUUGGAAACUUGUCAAAGGCGUCACAUGCUACUAGGGCUCAGCCUAUUAGUGGCUGCAACAGUUAUAGUUCUCAUUAUCGAGUCGCGUUUUCCUGACAGUGAGAAUACUCGACGCUCGCGAGCUCAGCAGUUCGUCAUCGAAAACAAUUCCACAUGCUGGCAGCGCGAAGAAUAUAGUGUCAUACAGGAAUGUCAUCCGUGCACCGAAUUUGAUAUUGUAAGCAAAAGCCUUGGUGUAUGCAUACACACGCACUACAAGGAAGUUCUACGUUGUAAAAGUGGAGAAACUGUGACGCGUAGCUGUGAUCGUGUCGCGCUUAUCGACCAGCGUAAUUUCAUUAAAUUUGAGAUUACAUGCUUCUGUAUAGGCUCACUUAGCUACCUGGUUUCAUAUGCCAGAGAUCGAAUAUUAUCACGAAGAACGCAUUUAAAAAUUGAACGACAAUUGAAUCGCAUGCAAUAACAUUAAGAGUAAUGCAGCUUUAGGCUACUGGGAUAUGAAUGUGUAUGUAUUAAAGUUAUGAGAUUUUAACGAUAAGUUAAGUGUAUUAAGAAUAAUUUGUUACGAACGUAAUACUGAUUAAAUUUUAAGAAUGCUACUUCCUUAUUCUUGAUUAAAAUUAAUAACGAUAUCAUCUUAAAAAUGGUUAA
This is a messenger RNA of Bactrocera dorsalis (oriental fruit fly), 653 nucleotides long. It is a transcript of the gene JTBR, whose product is annotated as protein JTB. Gene Ontology annotation, cellular component: spindle; centrosome; cytoplasm. Gene Ontology annotation, biological process: mitotic cytokinesis. The record is from RefSeq and is a predicted model, not a curated record. The transcript is spliced from 2 exons. Lineage: Eukaryota; Metazoa; Arthropoda; Insecta; Diptera; Tephritidae. Bases 1 to 465 code for a protein of 154 amino acids.